Molecule: messenger RNA, 1768 nt
Organism: Wallemia mellicola CBS 633.66
Lineage: Eukaryota; Fungi; Basidiomycota; Wallemiomycetes; Wallemiales; Wallemiaceae
Exons: 3
Coding region: 37-1650 (537 amino acids)
Biological process (GO): pyrimidine nucleotide-sugar transmembrane transport
Cellular component (GO): Golgi membrane
Molecular function (GO): UDP-galactose transmembrane transporter activity
Source: RefSeq, a predicted model, not a curated record
AAGCGGGCGCCCGCGUUGAAUUUAAACACAGAUACUAUGCCCGUCGCUGAACAGACUCUUUAUGGUAUCCCACUCAAAUAUCUCAGUUUGAUCACAUUGGCAUUGCAGAACGCUACGCUAUCAAUUCUAAUGCGUUAUUCACGCGUAUCAAACCCGGAUCACGCUUACAAUCCAGCCUCUGCCGUACUUUUGACUGAAAUACUCAAGGCCACGAUAUCGCUCUACACAGCUUACAAACGUACAGACGAUCAUACAUUAAAUGUUAAUAGAGAAGAUCACCUCAGCCCUCUCUUCCCUAAGAAGAGAAAAAGCUUCCUCGGCAAUCUGCCUGUCAAAACGCCGAACAGUUACAAGAGACGCAUUUCACUCAGUCUGAAGGAUGAUACACGCCCUUCAGAGAGCAAACUAAAGGCUAAGAUUCUUGCUGGUCAAAUAUUUAGCGCUGAUAGCUGGAAGUUGAGUAUACCUGCGAUACUUUAUGUCAUACAGAACAAUCUGGCCUUUGUCGCAGCUAGUAACUUGGAAGUAGCAACUUUCCAGGUAGCUUAUCAGAUGAAGAUCCUUACGACUGCUCUCUUUUCCGUUCUCUUAUUAGGAAGAAAACUUAGCAAGUCAAAAUGGCUCUCACUCGUUUUUCUCGCAAUUGGAGUUGGAAUCGUACAAGUUCAGUCUACCACUACUUCAUCAUCUCAAGGCGGUGUACACGCAGGCAACCCCUUAACAGGAUUUUUGGCCGUAGCCAUGGCCUGUUUAACAUCAGGAUUGGCCGGCGUAUACUUCGAACUGGUUUUGAAAGGAUCAAACGUCGACCUGUGGGUCAGAAACGUCCAAUUAUCUUUAUUCAGUUUCCCACCGGCACUCCUACCAGUCAUGUUCGGAAAAGCCGCUGAGGGUUUAAGUAUCUUUGAGCGCUUAAAUCUCGUACGCAACUUUAGUGGAUGGGCAUAUGCCACUGUCCUUACUCAGGUUCUCGGUGGUUUGGUUACCGCACUUGUAAUCAAGUAUUCUGAUAACAUUUUAAAAGGAUUCGCUACUUCGAUCUCUAUUGUCAUCUCUUCGGUUGCCUCAGUUGUUCUCUUUGAUUUCCCAAUAACACCCGGAUUUGUUAUGGGUGCCAGCACCGUUUUGGGAAGCACGAUGAUGUAUAACAAGCCAACUGCAGCAGCAGCAGCAUCGAGCAACAAUAUGCCGGCAUCCACAACCAGCCAAAGCUCUCACCUUAGCACGCCAUACAAGUUCGAUAAUGAGAAAGACUCAAACGUAGAUCUCAGGUUAUCAUCGUCACCGAAGGAUACCAGGUCUACGCUAGAAAAGCAAGCAUCGACAUUUGUACCAGCUCAUACUAUGUCUGAGUCCUCGUACAAUGUUUACACGAACAACGACAGUUCGUAUAUUAAUAGUUAUGGAGGACAUCAUGCACCUUCAGACUCAUCAAGUUCGGAUCCCUUAGGAGAAUCUUCAAAUAGCUCGCUCGGUGGGAGCCCUGAACAGUACAUCUAUGCGCGGCCAUAUGAUAAGAAGUUAGUAGUGGAGCAUCAACUGAACGCGAGCGAGAGAUCACAUUCGGAUUCGCCAUUACCAACACCAAGCUAUUCAGGAGAUAGUAAUCCAGUUGAUAUGGCUUUUACAUCAUCGUACAAACAAAGCUAGUUCCAAUUCUCUUCGUUUCAACUUUAUUUCGGGACAAUUUAUCAGCAAUAAUGAAGAGAACAACAUAAUAUCUUGCAUCCAAUAUUCCUAUACAGACUGAACAAUCAACCUAAUUAAU